UCAAACCCAGGUCACGUGAACCCUCCACCUGUAAACCUGUUGAUUUGUGUCGCUUCCCAGAGUCGCCACUCGAGGAUACGUUCAAAUCUCUGCUGUUUAUAAUUUUAUUUGUUAUUUCGUGGCAUCUCGCAGUAAUUUCGGGGUCUAUCGCAAUAUCUGUAUACUCUAUAGAAGCAUUUUUUUGAAUGCUCUCCGACUGUGUGGACUUCGACCUCUGCGAGACACCUGCCUCAAACAAGGAAGUCUAGUUUGUUGACUGCGUCGCGGGUGAAGUCAACGAGCAGUUGUGACUUCUAAACGCGAUAAAGCUACUUCCGCCCUCUCCGGGACAAGAUCUCUUUGUUGACAGUAAAGAAGGUUAACCUUUCUUCGGAAGACAUGGCUUCAUUAACCGAAAAUAAUUCGUCUGCCCUCGAUGCAUCAAAGUCAGGCACGUCCAACAUGACCAUUAUUGUAUCAGGCAACGGAGCAAUCAUACAGAAUGGGAUGUUUUUAAACACAGUGGUUGCCCAGGUCCUCUCGGGGAUAUUCGUCUGGUCUGCCUUGCUAAUAACUUGUCACCAGAUCUAUACACACCUUCGAUCCUACACCGUCCCAAAUGAGCAGCGCUACAUCAUUCGCAUCCUGUUUAUUGUGCCAGUUUAUGCCUUUGAUUCUUGGCUCAGCCUUCUUUUCAUCAGCAACAACCAGUACUAUGUCUACUUUGAUUCUGUCCGAGACUGCUAUGAAGCUUUUGUCAUUUACAAUUUCCUGAGCCUGUCCUUUGAGUAUUUGAGAGGAGAGAGUGCAAUCAUGUCAGAGAUCCGAGGGAAGCCUAUACAAUCAAGUUGUCUGUAUGGUACCUGCUGCCUGGUUGGAAUGAGCUACUCCAUUGGCUUUUUGAGAUUCUGCAAACAGGCGACUCUCCAGUUCUGUGUUGUCAAACCCAUCAUGGCAGUCAUCACCAUCAUCCUGCAGGCCUUUGGCAAAUAUCACGAUGGAGAUUUUAAUGUGAAUGGAGGAUACCUGUAUAUCACAAUCAUCUACAAUAUUUCAGUCAGCCUGGCCCUCUACGCUCUAUUCCUUUUCUACUUUGCAACAAGUGACCUGCUCAGACCGUACGAACCGGUGCUCAAGUUUCUCACAAUUAAAUCCGUCAUCUUCUUAUCCUUCUGGCAAGGAAUGGUCCUCGCCAUCCUGGAGCGCUGUGGCGUCAUUCCCAAUGCACUUUUCAUCGACGGACACGAGGUUGGCGCCGGUACUGUGGCAGCAGGCUGGCAGAACUUUAUCAUCUGCAUUGAGAUGUUCUUUGCUGCCAUUGCCCUCAGAUACGCCUUCACCUGCACUGUCUACCAGGAGAAAAAAAAUGAAGUGCCCGAAAUCCUCCCACCAAUGCAGAGCAUUUCCAGUGGUCUGAAGGAAACAAUAAACCCGGGAGACAUGGUGCAGGAUGCCAUCCACAACUUCUCUCCAGCCUAUCAGCAGUACACCCAGCAAUCCACACAGGAGGUGACCCUGCCCAGCACAAAUGGAAAAGUGGCCACAGGCAGCAAGAGCUCCCGCAAGUCUGACAAAAUCAUGCUGAUUACAUCUGAUGAUGAGUUCUAGGCAUUUUUCCAGCAAGAUCCAGGUGUUUGUGCCCUUCCCGCCCCUGUUGCUGACCCCCUGGAGAAACAGCUUUAUCCUAUAGUGCAUAAAGCUGGAUUGAACCCAGGUGUUUAAUUUUCCAGUUUCCCAGUAUUUCAGAUGGGCUUCCUACUUCUGUCCCGUUUCAAUGCUAAUUUGACCACAUGAAGGAUUACGUAUUAAAAUGAAUAGCUUAAUAGCCAGAUAUCUGAUCUGUGUUCAUAUCAGCAGUAAUAACUGCAGGAAAACGACAUGUCGCCUUCACUCUAUCAGAGAAGACUGGAGCGCUGUGUUUUAUUUAAAUCAAGCUGCUGGAUUUUCAGCUGUGUCGCCGAUGCUGAUUCUGUCAUUAUGUCACCGCUCGCGCUCUGGCCGUCUGAAGUGUGUUCCCUCUGAUUCAUGUCAGUUUCAAAGAGGAGAUGAUUAAUGUGUGACUCCAGGUGGGAAGCAGGGAAGCCAGCGAUGGCUGGGAGUGGCACUUCAUGGACCGUUUCCCGCAUCUGCUUGUUUGAAGUAUUUGCUGAGCAUUCCUCCGCACAGUUUCCUGACAAAUGGAAGGAUUUGUUCAAAGACACAUUAGUUUUGGAGCAGGCACUUCACAAUGCUUUGUGUCUACUGUAGCAGGGAUAAACUGGAUAAACCUGCCUCCUACAGUGUGGGAGUUACAUUAUUCUCAUUAAUUUCCUCAGUGUGCUAAAGAGUGAAACUCAGUGCAACUAGACAGCCGUUUACCAGAUUCAUUUUUCACAGUUCCUGCAGCAUUGUAAAUACUUUUAGUGGCGCUUUAUUUUGUUUUUUAGGCUGACAUGCAGACAUCACUAUUCACAUUAUGAUUCCAUGUUCCAGGGAUUGUGAAAUCUGUACAGAAUUUGAUUAGUUUAGAUCUUGAUGUUUUCAUAUGUUCUGUUUCUGUUUGGAGUAUAAUUUGAAAGAUCCUAAUAUAUUUAUUGUGUGUAUUUCAGGCCUAGAUAAAACCAAAACGUGUGCUAGGAGAAAAAGACUUUUGCUAAUUUCUUUUUUUCCCCCUUUAGCAAACAUAAGAGUUGUUGCUUUUUAAAACAGAGGCUAACAAAUGCUUGUGAAUUUUUAUACCCUCUUGUGCCAAUAAUACCUGUCUUUCUGGGAAAGCAGAAAUUAAUUUACAUGUGGGUAUAAAAACAUUCAAAAAGGUUUUAUUCUUGUUUCUUAAUCAGCCAAAUAAAAUAAGAGUUUUCCUUCUCUAA
Molecule: messenger RNA, 2828 nt
Organism: Oreochromis aureus
Lineage: Eukaryota; Metazoa; Chordata; Actinopteri; Cichliformes; Cichlidae
Gene: tmem184a
Product: transmembrane protein 184a
Exons: 10
Coding region: 379-1587 (402 amino acids)
Biological process (GO): transport
Cellular component (GO): early endosome membrane
Molecular function (GO): transporter activity
Source: RefSeq, a predicted model, not a curated record